ACCUCUACUAUUGAUUACUAAAACAAAAAGAAUUUGGCAAAACACUGGGGCGAUUGCUGCAAGGCUGCUUAACAUAUUACUAGCUUACUAGCAAUCAUCAUGGAUGUGAUUAACAAAUUCUAUUCGUCAGCCGUGCAGACAGUGUCGCAGCUUUCUGGCGUGCUGCCAGGAAAUAAUGUGACACGAGAAUACGAAGUACUGGAACAGGUUUGCACAGCAGGUGUGGGUCUGAUGUGGAAGGUCUACAAUGGCCACAAGAAGAGCACCAAGCAAGAAGUAUCUGUGUUUGUGUUUGAGAAAAAAAGUCUGGAGCGCUGGUCCAAAGAUGAUCGCGAAACGAUGCUCGAAACCCUGCGACGCGGUGUCCAGCAACUGACCAAGAUACGUCAUCCACAUGUGCUCACGGUGCAGCAUCCGCUUGAGGAGAGUCGCGACUCCUUGGCCUUUGCCACCGAGCCUGUGUUCGCCUCCUUGGCGAAUGUUGUGGGCGAUGCUGUGAGAUCCGAUAAGAAGCUCUACGAUGUGGAGAUACGUCAUGGUCUGCUGCAGCUCUUCGAUGGCCUGCAGUUUCUGCACAACGAUGCAAAGAUCGUACAUCGCAACAUCUGCGCCGAAACGAUUGUGAUUAACAAGAAUCGCAGCUGGAAACUGUUUGGCUUCGACUUUUGCAUUGCCAAUCAGCCCUCAACGAAUGGCACGCCUCAUUGGCCUUGCCGAGAGCACAGCACCUCGCUGCAUGUGCUCGCCCAGCCAAGCUUGGAGUAUACGGCUCCAGAACUGGCGCUAAACAGUGUCAACACCCCAGACAGUGAUCUCUUCUCAUUGGGUGUGCUCAUCUUUACCAUUUACUCCGGCAAGCCUCUGAAAAUGUUUGGCAGUGAUUACAGCGGAUUUCGUCGAUACGCCAACGAAUUGAAUCAACGAAAGUAUCCACCCAUGAACACCAUACCAAGCGAGCUCACCGAGAGUCUGAAGGCUUUGCUGCAUCCCAGCGCCAGCUUGCGACCGAAAUUGCAUGAGCUCAAACAGAUCACUUACUUCCAGGAUGUGGGCGUCAAGACUCUAAGUUAUCUGGACUCGCUAUAUCAAUGGGACAAUUUGCAGAAAUCGAAAUUCUACAAGGGUUUACCACAGAUCAUUCCCACGCUGCCGCAUCGCGUUAAUCUCCACUCCAUAUUGCCGUAUUUGAUCAAGGAGUUUGUCAACUCGCCCAUGAUUCCAUUUGUGCUGCCCAAUGUGCUGCUGAUUGCAGAGAUGAGCAGCCAGCGAGAAUACUGUGAUCACAUUCUACCGCACCUGAAGCCCAUUUUCAAGCUCACGGAUCCCAUACAGAUUCUGUUGAUAUUCAUGCAAAAAAUGGACUUGCUACUGAAACUAACGCCAGCGGAAGAAGUGAAGCAGAGUGUGUUGCCAUUGUUGUAUCGUUCGUUGGAGUGCGACAUGCCGCAGAUUCAGGAGUUGUGCCUGGGCGUGUUGCCCACAUUCUCCACGCUCAUCGAUUACAAUGCCAUGAAGAAUGCGGUGAUUCCACGCAUCAAGAAGCUGUGUCUCAACAGCAACAAUGUGUCGGUUAAGGUGAACUGUUUGAUCUCGAUUGGCAAGCUGCUUGAGAAUUUGGAUAAGUGGCUAGUGCUCGAUGAGAUUCUGCCCUUCCUGCAGCACAUACAAAGUCGUGAGCCGGCGAUUGUCAUGGCCAUCAUAGGCAUUUACAAGAUUGCCAUGACAAACACGAAGCUGGGCAUCACCAAGGAUGUGAUGGCGCACAAAUGCAUUCCAUUCCUGGUGCCACUGAGUGUUGAGAAUGGUCUGACCAUUGCUCAAUUCAACACAAUCAUAGCGUUAAUCAAAGAGAUGCUGGGCCGUGUAGAGCAAGAACAGCGCGAAAAGCUGCAGCAAUUGUCGACCAUACAACGGGACAACAAACCCAAAGAUGCUUCCGAAAUCUUGGCCAAUGAGCUGGAGAACAAUGCAAGCUAUGGCGGCGGCAGCAAUGGCAACAAGAGCGACGACGACAUGUUCUCUGGCUUCAGCGUGGGACAACCAUCGCCAACUGCUGCUCCAAAGCCAAUUGCCACAACACUGGCGCCUGUCAAGACAAAGGAGCAACUCAAAAUAUCGCACAAUGCAGCUAAUGAUAUGGCAUCGAAGCCAGACAUGUUCUCCUCGCUGAUGCAAAGCAACCUCAGUGGCUUGUCCAUUAACCAAGGCACAACAGCAGCAGCAGCAACGAGUGCAGUUCCAGCCAUAGCCGCUCCUCCUCACUGGCAUAGCGCAAAUCCGCUGGUAAUGAAUCAUCAAUUGGCCUCCCCACAGGCAGCUAGCAGCAACAACAAUUUCUCCUCGCUGGACGACUUGGAUCCCUUCGGAUCUGCAGCAUCCAAUGCAGCCAAUCAGGCUGCCAAACCGAACAAUGCUAACGGUGCCAACAUGUACACGCUGCAGCAGCCGACAGUCAACUACAUCUAUCCAACGGGCUACAAUGCAGUCAACAACAGCAUGAACAGUAUGCAGCAGAGCAGGCCAAUGAAUUUGGGUGCCACGCCCACACCGACGCCUACGUUGAUGCCGCAAACGACGACGGACAGCAAGAAUCUGAAUACGCUGUCGCAGCAGGACAUACUUAAUUUCUUGAACUAGAGACAAAAAAACAUUCCCCAGACCCGGUCAAAUAGCCAAUGUUUUUAAUCAACUAUUCCGUAAUAUAUUUAAAUUAUUGUGUA
This is a messenger RNA of Drosophila sulfurigaster albostrigata, 2720 nucleotides long. Its product is annotated as SCY1-like protein 2. NCBI's taxonomy places the organism in Eukaryota, Metazoa, Arthropoda, Insecta, Diptera, Drosophilidae. Gene Ontology annotation, molecular function: ATP binding; protein kinase activity. Gene Ontology annotation, biological process: protein phosphorylation. The record is from RefSeq and is a predicted model, not a curated record.